UUCCCCCCACUGAGUUCUCCACGGUCCUUCCUGAAAAGGAGACGGGGGCACAGAGAAGCAGGGAGUAGAAAUGUGUUCAUCGUCCUAAAUGUUCUUCUGGCAGGUUUCCAGGUGGUCAUGGAGUGCAGGGGCUACUAUUUCUUUGGGGAGACGCCCUCAGUGCUCGUUCUCACCUGUGAACCGGUGGCUGAAGAGGAGGAGGGGGACAAAGAGGAGGAGAAGGAGGUGGAGAAGGAAGAAAAGGAGGAAGACGAGAAGGAUCAGCCCAGGAGAGUCAAGAGAUUCAAGAAGUUUUUCAAGAAGCUCAAGAAAAGCGUGAAGAAACGUGUCAAGAAAUUCUUCAAGAAACCGAGAGUCAUCGGGGUCUCCAUCCCCUUCUAAGAGGGGAUUCGGAAGGACCCUCCGAUCCGAGGAAAACCGGCAGAGAAAAAUGAUGUUCCAGUCCAUCUAAUCAUUCCCCAAAAAGAUAC
Messenger RNA from Pantherophis guttatus, 470 nucleotides. NCBI's taxonomy places the organism in Eukaryota, Metazoa, Chordata, Lepidosauria, Squamata, Colubridae. The record is from RefSeq and is a predicted model, not a curated record.